Messenger RNA from Culex quinquefasciatus (southern house mosquito), 1310 nucleotides. RefSeq names its product clavesin-1. Gene Ontology annotation, molecular function: phosphatidylinositol bisphosphate binding. Gene Ontology annotation, cellular component: membrane. Bases 230 to 1132 code for a protein of 300 amino acids. The record is from RefSeq and is a predicted model, not a curated record. The transcript is spliced from 5 exons. Lineage: Eukaryota; Metazoa; Arthropoda; Insecta; Diptera; Culicidae.
CCUAGAACUUGGCUCAGUCGCGUUCACCGUAUCCACAGCGCAACAGUGUUGUAUCAAAUCUCGUCGGAUUCGGACGUGAAUCCGAAAAGUUCAGCAGUGGUUCGCGCUAGUUUCGUCAAUUAAAAAGUCAAGUUCAACACUUGCGCGUGUUUGAUCGUUGUGCGCGCAAUUACAAAUCCGGAAGUGUCCAUCGGGCUAAUUAGUUAAAAGUUCAGGAAACGUUUCCACCAUGGGAAAACUCCAGCUGGCGGACGUCGAGAACGAGUACAAAAAGUUUCCCGAUUUGAAGCGCGAGGAUGUCCAGAAAAUUCGCGAAUGGAUGGAAAAACAGCCCCAUUUGCCGAAGAUAAGUGAACUUGAGGCAAUUCUCUUCCUGCAUUCCAAUUACUACAAAAUGGAGGCAACAAAAACUGCGAUCGAAGCCUACUACACCUUAAGGUCAACUGUUCCCAUGUUUUUCACCAAACGUUCUGCACAAGAACCUGGAACAAAGCGAGCUAUGGACACUUUGUAUGGUACUAUUCUUCCUAAACCGACCAUCGAAAAUCACGUUGUUGUUUAUGGAGCGUUAAAGGAUUUUGACACUGCGAAUUUCGACAUUGGAGAAAUUUUCAAGCUAAUGAUUGGUGUUACCGACGUACAGUUUCUGGAAAAUGGAGCCUCCGACGGUUAUCGAAUUGUGAUUGACAUGAAGGGCGUUACGUUCGGCCACGUGGGGAAAUUGUCCGUAUCAGCGCUGAAAAACUUCCUGGUAUAUUUGCAAGACGCAAUGCCAAUCAGGCUGAAAGGUUUACACUUUGCCAGCGUUCCAUCGUUCAUGGACAUCGUGCUGGGUCUGCUGAAACCGUUUAUGAAGAAGGAACUUAUGGGAAUGCUUUUUUUACACCCCACUUACGAGCACAUGAUUCCAUACUUUGGCAAAGAAUGUCUCCCGUCGGAUUGUGGUGGGGAAAGUGAAAGCCGCGAGGAGUUGACUGAAAAGUGCUUCGGUCACAUUAAGGAGCUGCACGACUAUUUCGUGGAAGAAGAAGAAACAAGACGUAUCGAUGAAUCGAAACGUGCUGCCAGCAAAAAUGCAGGUGGUGGCUUGUCCGGCAUUAUGGGCAGUUUCCGGAAGUUGGACAUUGAUUGAAAAACAAGAGAAAAAGAUAUAAACUUGUAAAUUAUUUGUAAAUAUAGCAUUGUAGGAGUAGGGUUUGGUGUAAUUGUCGUUAGAGUUUAGUAAGCUUGAGAUACUUUGAGAAGAUAUUUAUGUCAAAAAAUAUAAAAUAUGAAAGGUCUACUAAAUAAACACAUUAGAGCUAAAAAAA